AUGGCGGACGAGGCAGAGCGCGCCAAGCCGAAGCCGUUCAAGGUGGAGUACGCCAAGUCGGCGCGCGCGAGCUGCCGGAAGUGCAAAGAGAGCAUCGCCAAGGACGCCUUCCGCAUCGCCAAAGUCGUCGAGUCCAAACAGUUCGACGGCUUCAUGACGGUAAUGCGCUCAUGGCAUUACAGUCAUGCACGCGCCGUUCCGCCUCCCCUGCAUCUCCCUCCAUUCUCACUCUCCGCUCUCAACCUUAUUCCGCUCCCUCUUCUCAAUUUGCAUCUCAUCCUCCCUUUUUCCGUAUUGCGCCUUCUACUUCUCAUUCCGCCCAUGCCUCUCCCAUCCCCCCUUCUCCGCCACCAUGUGCGCGGAGCAGUUGUGGUUCCACGCGAGCUGCAUCUUCAAGGCGCCGGGAUUCAUCACCAAGUCAGUGCCCCCCUGCCCCUCCUGCCACCAAUGCUCCCCUGCUCCCCUGCUCCCAUGCUCGUCUGCUCGUCUGCUCCUAUCCCCUUUACCGCCUCUGUCUCUGCCCCUUCCGCACGGUUCUCCCUAGCACCGUCGCCUCUCAACGCCACGACGUAUCCCCUCCCGUCUCCCCCUGCCAGCGUGGGCGACGUGGAGGGCGCGGACGUGCUGCGCUGGGAGGACCAGCAGGCGCUCCGGGCGUACGCCAAGGGGGAGGGGGGCGCGCAGGGCGCGCAGGGCGCGGGGGGCGAGGGGAAAGCGGAGAAAGCAGGGAAAGCAGGCAAAGGGGGAAAGGGGAAGGCUGCUGCGGCUGCGGGGGCGAAGAGUGACGGGGGGAAGAGCGAAGGGAAAAGCAAGGGGAAAAGGGGGAAGGCAGUGGCGGAUGAUUCAGGUUCGGAGGGGGAAGGAGCAGCGGCGGGGACGGUGGCUGGCUUUCAGGUGGCGUAUGCUGCAAGCAACCGGUCGGCGUGUCGGCACUGCAAUGAGAAGAUCGCCAAGGGCGAGCUGCGAGUGGCGCGCAUGGAGGCGUCGAGUCGCGGCAUGGAGGUGCCGGCAUGGCGCCACGCGGCGUGUGUGGGGGACGAGGGCAUCUGGCCCCAAGGGGCGCGCGUGCAGGCCGUGCAGGGGUGGGGCGAGCUUCAAAAGGAGGAUCAGCAGCGCCUGCUGCAGCUGCUGGGAGGGGGUGCUGAGGGGAAGAGCACGGGGGGAGAGCCCCCCAAGAAGCGGCAGCGAGGGGCGGAGCAGGACGGAGGAGGCGAGGAAGGCAGCAAGCGCAAGGGCAAGGGGAAAGAGGACGCCAAGCCACAGGACGCAGGGAAGGGCGAGGAGGGGAAGAUGAGCUUGGAGCUAGAGCGGGCGUUGGAGCAGCAGGCUCGGCGGGUGUGGGAGGUGAAGGACCAGCUGCGCGCCCACCUGACUGUAGUAGACAUGCGCGCCAUGCUGGAGGCCAAUCAGCAGGAGCCAGGUGGCAGCGAGGAUGCCCUGAGGGAGCGGUGUGCGGACGGCAUGCUGUUUGGCCCCCUGCCGCCCUGCCAGCUGUGCGCGUCCCCCAUGGAGUACUGGGACGGGCGGUACCGCUGCCGCGGGUUCCUCUCCGCUUGGUCUGCUUGCACCUUCUCCACUCGCGACGUGCAGCGCAAGGAAGCUGCCUGGGUGCUUCCUGAUGAGAUUACCAACCCGUUUGUUGAUGUGAGUAGACGGGAGUACCGGGCAGAACAGCAGCGGCGGUUCAAAGCAGCCGACAAGGGCAAGGGCAAGGGGCGGGGCAAGGGGAAAGGCAAGGGGAAGGCGGAGGGGAGCGAGGCGGGGGAGGAGGGGGCGAGUGUGUGGCCGCAGCGGGUGCUGCCCCCAGAGGAGAAGCGCAGCGAGGUGAAGCAGGCGAGCACGGCAGGGGCAGGCAGGAAGGAAGCGAGCCGGGGGAAGGGCGGUAGAGCAGCGAGGGAGGCGCGGGAGGCAGCGAUACCGGAUGGGGGAGUGGAGCGUGAGAAGCCGCUGGAGGGGGUGCAUGUGGCGCUGGUGGGGCGCCUAUCCCGCACCCAGGUGGCGUGGCGCAAGGAGAUUGAGGAGGGUGGUGGUGCUGUGGUGCCGUUGACGAGCGCGGACGUGGACUGCAUUGUGUCUACUGAGGCAGACGUGGAGAAGAAUGAGGACAAGCUCCUGCCGCCCCUCGUCCUGGGAGCGUCGGUGGUCUCAGAGGACUAUCUGCUCGAAUCGCUCGCGCAGAAGCGCCGCCUGCCCAUGCGCGCGUACCUGCUGCCCCUCUCGCUGCAGCUGGUGCAGGACGUGGACGCCAAUCGCCCUGCCGGGAAGCAGAGCAGGGCUGGGGGGAAGGGCAAGGGCAGGGCGGGCGAGGGGGAGGAGCAGGUGCGGGCGACGGUGCGAGUGAAGGGGCGCGCGGCGGUGCAUGAGGCGUCGGGGCUGGCGGAGAGGGGCCACGUGCUGGAGUGCCAGGGGUGCGUGUGGAGCACCACUCUCUCCCUCGCUGACCUCUCCACCGGCGCCAACAGCUACUACAUCCUGCAGGUGAUAGAGGACGACAAGUCAUCCAGGUGCCACGUGUUCCGCAAGUGGGGGCGUGUGGGCAACGAGGCCAUCGGGGGCAGCAAGCUGGAGCAGGAGAGUCGCGAGCAGGCAAUGGGGUUGUUCAAGCGGCUGUUCAAGGAGAAGACAGGCAACGACUGGGAGGCUUGGCAGAAGAAAGAAGGCUUUGAGAAGCAACCGGGGAAGUUCUACCCUCUUGAGAUUGACUAUGGAGGAGGGGACGAGGAGGAGGAGCAGGGCGGGGCCGUGAUGGGCACAAGGAGCAAGCUGGAUGGCCGGCUGGUGGCGCUGCUCAUGAUGAUCUUCGACCUCAAGUCCAUCAGGGAGGCGAUGGUGGAGUUUGAGAUCAACGUGAGGGAGAUGCCGCUGGGCAAGCUCACCAAGCGCCACAUAGAGCGCGGCUUUCAGGUGCUCACGGACGUGCAGGCCGCCCUGCAGCUGCCGCCCGACAGCACGGGGCGGAGGGAGAGCGCCAUCGUGGACGCGUCGAACCGCUUCUUCACUCUCAUCCCCACCGUCAACCCUGCUGCCAUCCGCACACUCGAGGCGCUCACCACCAAGAUUCGCAUGCUGGAAGCACUGAGGGACAUGGAGGUGACGUCCACGCUGCUGAGUGCGAGCAAGGGGGCGGGCGAGGGCGAGGGGGGGGAGAAGGAGGACCCGGUGGACCGCCACUACCGCCAGCUACAGUGCGGCCUGUCGCCCCUGGAGCCCAGCGAUGCUGAUUACUCCCUCGUUAAGGACUACCUGCACAAGACGCAUGCGCCCACUCACAAGGAGUGGGAGUUGGAGCUGCUGGACGUGUUCCGUGUGGAUCGCAGUGGGGAGAAGCAGGCCUUCCGUGCCGACAUCAAGAACCACAUGCUGCUGUGGCACGGAUCACGAGUGACCAACUAUGUGGGCAUCUUGAGUCAGGGCCUGCGCAUCGCACCACCAGAGGCACCAGUUACCGGCUACAUGUUUGGCAAGGGAGUGUAUUUCGCGGACCUGGUGAGCAAGAGCGCGCAGUACUGCUUCACCAGCCCCGACAGCAACAUCGGCCUGCUGCUGCUCUCCCGUGUGGCGCUUGGUGCUCUCUAUGAGCUCACGUCCGCCGAGUAUGUGGAGAAGCUGCCACGGGGAAAGCACGCAACCAAGGGGCUGGGGAUGAUGAAGCCCAAGGAGGCCGAGUUUGUCAAGUGGGCCUCCGAUGUCGUCGUGCCCUGUGGCAAGCCCGUGCCUUCGGGGGUGAAGAACAGCCACCUGCGCUACAAUGAGUUCAUCGUCUACGAUACAUCACAGCUGGCGGCGGUGCUGCAGCAGCUGCUGCUGCCGGACAACGAGUCGCGCAAGGCGGCGGAGGCGGCGUUCAAGCAGCUCUCUAAGGACCCCGCCGUGCUGCUCGCGCUGCUGCACUUCCUCAAGGCGGGCCCCUCGCCCGACGUGCGCCAGCUCGCCGCCGUGCUCAUGCGCAAGAAGGUCGCGGGGCUGUGGGCGCAGCAACCCGCCGAGGCCAAGGCCAGCAUCAAAUCCGCACUCCUCGAGAGCAUCGCGCUCGAGCCCAGCCCUGUCGUGCGCCGCGCCAGUGCUGACGUGGCGAGCGUGAUUGCGAAGCACAGCGUGCCUAACGGCGAGUGGCCGGAGCUGCUGCCGUUCCUGCUGCAGUGCUCGCAGGGGCAGCAGGAGGACCACCGCGAGCUGGCGUUCAUUCUGUUCGCGGCGCUGGUGGAGACGAUCGGCGACGUGCUGCGACCGCACUUCCCCGCGCUACACGGCAUCUUCGUCGCGGGCCUGCGCGACCAGGCCAGCGCGCGAGUGCGCGUCGCCGCGCUCAAGGCCGUGGCGGCGUUGGUGGAGUACCUUGACAGCGAGCAGGACGUGACUCUGAUGCGCGAUCUGGUGGCGCCGAUGCUGGACGUGGGGCGGUUCUCGGCGGGGAGCGGCGACGAGGCGACGGUGGUGCGCGUGUGCGAGGUGGUGACGGAGCUGGCGGAGCACCCCGCGCCCGUCAUCGCGCCCUCGCUGCCCGCCGUCAUCCAGUUCGCGCUCGAACUCGCUAGCAACACGCACCUCGAACCCGCCACGCGCUUCCAGGCAGCGCAGGUGGUGGCGUGGUGCGCGGCGUGGAAGGCCAAGUGGUUGGCGAAGCAGAAGCUGGUGCCCGUCAUCCUCGCCGCCAUGGCGCCGCUGCUCGCCGAGCCCUGUGGCGAGACGGACUCGGAGCAGGACGAGGAGUACGACCUCUCGCCCAUGCGCUUUGCCGCCCAGGCCAUAGACGCGGUGGCGAUGGAGGCGCCGCGCAAGCAUGUGUUCCCGCCUGUGCUGGCGUUCGCCCGCGCACACAUCACGGACACCAACCCCCACAUGCGCUACGCCGCUGUCAUGGCCCUGGCUGUCAUCACCGAGGGGUGCUGUGAGGCAGUGCGCGGGCGGCUGGAGUCAGACGUGCUGCCAUUGGUGGUGGCGGGGCUGGGAGACGCGCAUCCCAAGGUGCGGGGGGCGGCGUGCUUCGCGGUGGGGCAGCUGUCGGAGUUUGUGCAGCCCGAGGCGUCGGAGCACUACAAGAUCAUCCUGCCCGCUGUCUUCGCCGCCCUCAAUGACGCCUCGCCCGUUGUCAGGUUUAGUGUCGGCCUUACCACCCGAGCUUCAGUGCUCUCGGCCCUCCCUCUCUCUUUCCGUCCCUGCCUCCCUAAAUUCUUCCCUCCCUCCAUCUCUCUCCGCCUAUCCCACUCAGAUCCCUGCAAGUUGCCACAUCCCUCCCUCGCUCCCUCCCUUCCACCCCUCCCCCCUCCUCAGGAGAAGGCGUACUACGCGUUAGCAGCGUUCUGCGAGCACAUGGGGGACGAGAUCCUGGAGUUCCUGGACCCGCUCAUGCGCCAACUCAUGGACGCCCUGCGCUCGCCCGACCGCAACCUGCAGGAGAUGUGCAUCGUGAGUUCUAUGAUGUGCAUCGUGAGUUGUAUGAUGUGA
Messenger RNA from Closterium sp. NIES-65, 5445 nucleotides. The record is from the annotation of a GenBank genome assembly. NCBI's taxonomy places the organism in Eukaryota, Viridiplantae, Streptophyta, Zygnematophyceae, Desmidiales, Closteriaceae.